This is a messenger RNA of Ficedula albicollis (Collared flycatcher), 6020 nucleotides long. It is a transcript of the gene GPC1, whose product is annotated as glypican 1. The transcript has 9 exons. Bases 153 to 1595 code for a protein of 480 amino acids. Gene Ontology annotation, cellular component: synapse; cell surface; plasma membrane. The record is from RefSeq and is a predicted model, not a curated record. NCBI's taxonomy places the organism in Eukaryota, Metazoa, Chordata, Aves, Passeriformes, Muscicapidae. Gene Ontology annotation, biological process: negative regulation of fibroblast growth factor receptor signaling pathway; regulation of protein localization to membrane; cell migration. Gene Ontology annotation, molecular function: fibroblast growth factor binding.
CCAGAGGAAAUGGUGGCGGUGCUCGUGUUGUUGAGUGCAAGGCCUCUGAGCACAACCAGGAGCUCACCAGCAAAACUCACCAUCAGCAAAACUCAUCAUCAGGGGAGCACCUGCGAAUCUGCCCACAAGGCUACACCUGCUGCACCAGCGAGAUGGAGGAGAACUUUGCAAACAAAAGCCGAAGUGAAUUUGAAGCCAUGAUGAAAGAGGCUGGUCGCUCUGUGCAGGCGACCCUAACAGCACAGCACAGAAGCUUUGACAGUUAUUUCCAGGAUCUGUUGAACAAGUCAGAAAAGGCCCUUUACGAUGCCUUUCCAAGCAUGUACGGGGAAUUGUACACCCAGAACGCCAAGGUGUUCAAGGACUUGUACAGCGAGCUGCGCCGCUAUUACCGCAGCUCCAACAUCAACCUGGAGGAGGCCCUCAACGAGUUCUGGACACGGCUGCUGGAGAGGCUCUUCAAGCUGCUGAACCCCCAGUACCACAUCACGGACGAGUACCUGGACUGCAUGGUCAAGCACGCCGAGCAGCACAGGCCCUUCGGGGAGGUGCCCAGGGAGCUGAAGGUGAAGGCGACGCGCGCCUUCAUCGCGGCGCGCUCCUACGCACAGGGCUUCCUGGUGGGCAGCGACGUGGUCAGAAAGGUGUCUCAGGUGUCCCUCAGCCAGGAGUGCAGCCGUGCCAUCAUGAAGCUGAUGUACUGCCCGCACUGCCGGGGCAUGGCCAGCGUGAAGCCCUGCAGCAACUACUGCCUGAACGUGGUCAAGGGCUGCCUGGCCAACCAGGCUGACCUCAGCACCGAGUGGAAGUACCUCAUGGAUUCCCUGAUGGGGGUGGCUGAUAGGAUCGACGGCCCCUACAACGUGGACACUGUCAUAGGCACCAUCCACGUCAGGAUUGCUGAAGCCAUCUCUAACCUGCAAGAAAACAAAGAUUCAAUCACCAGCAAGGUAUUCCAAGGCUGUGGAAAUCCCAAAAUCAGCACAAAAGGCUCCAGUAGUGAGGACAAGAAGAGAAGAGGGAAGGUGACGUUGGAAGCCAAAUCCUCUGCACAAGCACUGGAGAUGCUGGUUUUAGAUGCCAAAGGGAAUCUGACAGCUCUCAAGACAUACUGGAUCACCCUGCCCAGCAGCCUGUGCAGCAAAAAAAUGAUGUCCAGCUCAGCAUCAGAUGACAAAUGUUGGAAUGGGAUGACCAAGGGCAGUUACCUGCCUGAAGUGAUGGGGGAUGGCUUGGCCAACCAGAUCAACAACCCAGAGGUGGAGGUGGACAUCACCAAGCCAGACAUGACCAUCCGCCAGCAGAUCAUGCAGCUGAAGAUCAUGACCAACCGCCUGGGCAACGCCAACAUCGGCAACGACGUGGACUUCCAGGACACCAGUGACGACGUCAGCGGCUCCGGGAGCGGGGACAGCUGUCCUGAUGACGUCUGUGGCAAAAGACUUUCUAAGAGCCCCAGCACCAGGCAGCCAGAAACACACGCUAUUCCCAAGCAGUCUGGACACGGUGUCAAGGGGGCCAGCAGCAGAUCUUUGCCUUCUGCCUCCCUCCUCCUCCUCCUCCUCUCGCUGGCCGCGCUGCACUUGUGGCGGUAACUCACCGGCACAGCCAGGGAACAGACUGCGGCUGAGGGCUUCACUUUGCCAAAACCAACCAACCAACCAACCAACCAACCAAAGGACAUAUUUAAUUCACCUUGGCAAAAAAAAAAGAAAAGAAAAAAAAAGGAUAAAAAAAAAAAAACAAGAAAAGGGAGGAGAAAAAAAAAGGUUUUCAGAAGGUUUCAGUUGUUUGCUAUUUCUGGCAGUGCUCGAGCUGUUUUCUUCUUUCUUGGUCUUUCCCCAGUGCUGGGCCCUUCUUUCCAUACCUCAUUGUUUUACUUUUGUUACUGCCACAGCCUGGCUCUCGGGGCUGAGAGCAGAGGGCUGCAGGGGAGCUGUGCCCAGCCCUCCAGGCAGUGGAAUAUGCAAAGCCCUGCCCUUGUUCCUGGAGCCACCAGCACCCGUGAGCACGGAGACAGCGGGAGCCUCGCACGGCCAGGGCUGCAUCCCGGGCUCUGGGACCCUCUCUGUGCUUCCCAGCUGGGCACAUGGCCCUGCACUCCCAGGGCCGUGUGCAGGAGCCUGAGCAGCUUUGGUGGGUGGAGCUGAAAGAGUGUGGCAGCAGCUGUUGGACCCAGAAAUGCAGGACUCCCUUUUCCUCUGGAAAGGUCACACGUGGGUUUCUUGACUAGAGCUCGUAGCUGACGACAAUUUGAAAUGUAGGUUUCCUACAUCUAAGUGACUGGGAAUGAGUGUUGGGGGUUGGGGUUUGGGGUACUUUUUCUUUGCAUGCUAGUUGGAAAGCCAUUUUUUACCCAAGUAACGAUGGUCCAAUUUGUACCUGCAGUGCAGUACCAUUGUAGGUAACAGAGAGAUGCAAAUAUGCACAGUGGGAUUCUCUGUGUGACAGACAGUUGUGCUGCCUCCUCCUUCUCUGGCCCCAGCCAUAGACAGGAAUCCUUUUUUUUUUUUUUUUUUCCUUGGUAAUACGAGAGACCAGGGAUGUUUUACUAACUGGAGCUUUGGUUGUGCCCCUUCAAGCAUCUGCUUUAGGGCAGAGGGGGCUGGUGGGGAUCACCAUGGCACUGGGCCCCUACCCAGAGCACUCAGCACCCACCAGGGGAAUGUGAGGACGAGACACAUUUUCUUCGGGAUUUCUUUUUACUUUUUGUGUUUGUUCCAGUUGCAUUGCAGGUUUUUAAUGGAUUCCCAUUUUGUUCCUUCCCCAUCAUCCAAUACACCUUCCCUAACCCCUGCAGGCACGGGCUGAGCCAGCAGGUCAGGCACCACCUGCAGCUCUGUUUUGGCUCAGGGAAGGGCCAGGCUCAGCCUUGGCUGCCCCACCCCAGCACUCACCAGCCUCUGGGUGAUGUGGCCAGCUCCCUAACCCCAGAUUGCUUGGUGGGGGGAGCUCUGUGCCAGGCUUUGGAGUGGUGAGUGAAGUUACAAAUGUCCUCUCGUAGCUGUAGGAGUGUCUGUGCUCGUUAGAGCUGUGUGUCUGGGGCUUCCAGAGGCUUCUGUGCCUGGUGAGCAGCAGGCGUGGGCUGGAGCCACAGGUGUAGCAGGUGUUGGAUCCAGCCCAGCCACUGUGGCUGCUUGGGCCAGGGGCACACACGGGCUGGGUUUGACCUUCAGAUGGGUUUGUAUUGGGGUGAGGGGGAGGCAGAGCUGGGCCUGUCUCUUGCUUUUGCACAGCAUUUGAGCAUUUCUUCUCUCUCUUGCCAGAGGAGAUGUGCCUUUGGGCUGAGCAAACGUUACGGGGUUGGGGUUUGGCUGUUUUCUGAGAAAGGGGGAAAAAAACCCCAUUUUUAACAUUAGCAGUUUCUAAAGUGUGCAAUCUAAGGAAAGAUGAGGACAUGAGCAAGGUAAUGCUGAAAGCCAGUUCCUUUCCUGCCCUCCCUGGGGCCUGAGGCACGGAGGUUUGGCAGAGAUUUUAGGCCAGCUUUGACCAGCCUGUCUCUCCAGGUGACAGUGACUAAUGUCACUGACUGUGCAUGCUUUCUGCCCUGGCCUCCCCUUCUCAUAAAGCAAAAUCAUACCUGAUCUGGCCAGGUGUCAGAAAUGAACACUGGGGUGCUGGGCAAUGGCUGGAGGGCAGACAGUGCCACUGCACCCAUCAGAGCCCUGGAGAGGAUAAAUGUGGUUUUGUCUAGGUUUAUUUACUCCUAGAUAUACAGCAAAUUCACAUGUUUUAUAACUGCUCUAAAGAGUUCCAGCUCUUCUUUUUCAUUUUUUUAUAUCAGAAUGGCAAAUACAAAUUUAAUUUUCGGUUACAGCAAUCCCCACAACCAGUCCUGCAGAAGCUUUACAUCGAAAGGCAAAAAGAAAAAAAGAGCAGGGGGGAGGGAGGGAGGAAGAAUAAAACAUUGUACCCUCUUCCAAACACAGUUGGGUUGGGGUUUUAACACAUGGAUGCUGAGGUCAAUGUUUUGCUUUGCAGAAUGGGAGCUUGAAAGUCACUUCCAUUUCUGUGCAAUUAGUUUUUGCUGUCUGCCUGUUAUCCUCAAAAGCUUCUUAUGGGCCCCUUCACAUCUUAAAUGUGAAGCCAGGAAUUUACUGAUUAUCCAGUUAAUAUUUUAACAAUUUAAUAGCCCAAACUAGUGGUUCUGUUACAAGAAAAAAAAAUAGUGCAAAUUAAUAGGCAAAACCUCAAAGAAAGAGUAAAAUCUGUUAUGCAGGGUAACCCUUCCUGAUGCCUUCACCUCCGGGCUGGGGCUGAGCUCCCACUUCCACAUCCUCCUGACCUGGGGGUGGCAGCUGGCACCUUGCAGAAGGCAGGCCAGGGGAGAGCAGGACAGCAGCCUGGGGUGAGGGCAGUGCAGGGCUCAGCCCCUCUGCACCCACUGGUGCUCCGUGGUGCUGGGGACACUUCUCAGCCCUGCUGGGGUUGAUUUUUAUAUCUGGUCAUGGUCAGCCUACGCCGCCGCUUGUUGUUGGUCCCUGGUCACUCGGUUGUUGUGUUCUCUUUUGCCCUGGAGUUGUUUCCCCAGCUGCUGCCGUUGGAUGGCCUGGGUUGUGUUUGGCUGUGCCACCUUCCCCAGGAGCUGAGAUGGCUGAGAGCCCCCAGGAUAUCAACUCUAAACUAAAGCAAACUGCAAUUACUGCUGACUAACCAGCCACUGGUGUGGCUGAACAAGCUGAAAUCAACCCAGGUCCAGACAAGUCCCGAGCCUGUGGUUGGGCUGGUGCAGAACCUGGGGCCAUUCAGUGCUGAUGGAUGACAUUUCCUGGGCUGCUCCUGCUGGAAAACACUGUGACACACCUCCCCAUGGCUGCUGGCUGCUCUGGGGAUCUCUGAGGAACUGGGCUGGCUGGGGAGAAACGUCUGCUUCCAUGUUAUCAAGGUGGUGAUCCAUCGUGUUCUGGUGUGAAAAGGUCUCAUACUUGACAGGAGAGGGUAGUGGUGUAGGAAAAGAAAUAUUUACAAAGACCCCAUCCCUGGGAAAGGGAGAACCAUAAAUGGUGGAUUUCCAGGUGUCUCUGUCUUCCAGCCUGCUCUUUGUGCCAUAACAUGUAUGUUUUAAACAAUGGUGAGGGUCUCAAAAGGCUUUGAGAGCACAGCUACUUCUCAUUUACAAAUGACAAGCUGCCUGUUGUUUUCCAGUGGGCUUGGUAGGAGCUAAGGUAUAGCAGAAUACCUAAAGUCCACCUUUGCUUUAAACAGAUGCAUUUCUAUCUGCAGGAGUAAGAAUUAUUUCACUUAUCAGCAUAGCUGGACAGUUAUCUAUUUCUUUCUGUUACCAAGGUACUUGUAACUCUCUUGCACUGUUUAUCUAAAGUUGAAAUAUGUUCUUUGAAUCCUUGUAUAAAUAAAAAGGCUGGAGACAAAUCUGUAUUUACAGGGCAAUUAUUUCUUCUCCAUUUAAGCCGAGUCUGGCAUUUUCUUUCUUUUUCCCUUGUUAAGGCACAGAUAAAGGCCAGGUCAGGAGCCCUGAGGAAUGAAACCAUUCAUUUCAUGUGGGAAGUGUGUAAUGGGCUGAUGGCAGUGUUGCCAGUAGGGAUUUGCCUGCAUUCCUGUACCAUUCAGAGGAGCAUCUCCUGGGUUCUAUGGAUGUGUGUUUGUGGGAGCAAAGAGAGCCUGGCUUGAGUCAUCAAAGCCAGGAUCCUAACUUGUCUCCUUCUCAUCUAGAGGCACAGAAAGUCAUGGCAUAACAAUAUAAAAAACCAGAAAUGUCCUUGGUAUUACAAAGUGUGGUAAUUACAGACCAUGGCUUUGCCCCAGUGCAGCUGUUGGAUGGGCUUACAGCAAGCAAAGCAGCCAGGGGGAUGUUUGAUCUCCUGGGACUGAACUGGUGCAGGAGAAAGAUUUGUGUUUCUGCUCUGUCCCCUUCCAGAAGUGGGUGAAUGCAGCUGUCAAGGUGAUGUGUUGGAAGCUGCUCAUGUCUAAGAGAGACUUGGUAACUGAAAACUACUACAAGUGUAUCCUUCUGCCUGGAAGCAAAUAUCAGCUAAAUUUAAUAAACUGACUGAUACCCUUGA